This is a messenger RNA of Camellia sinensis, 411 nucleotides long. NCBI's taxonomy places the organism in Eukaryota, Viridiplantae, Streptophyta, Magnoliopsida, Ericales, Theaceae. The record is from RefSeq and is a predicted model, not a curated record.
UUUGUCUACUGUAUUAUUCUUAAAUAGGAUAAGUCUUGGCGUGUCCGCUAUAUGGUCGCAAAUCAGUUAUAUGAACUUUGUGAAGCUGUGGGGCCUGAACCUACCAGGAUGGAUUUGGUUCCUGCAUAUGUGCGCUUACUUCGAGAUAAUGAAGCUGAAGUACGUAUAGCAGCUGCUGGCAAAGUCACCAAGUUUUGCCAGAUUCUUAAUCCCGAACUUGCUAUUCAGCACAUUCUUCCCUGUGUAAAGGAAUUGUCGUCAGAUUCUUCUCAGCAUGUUCGCUCUGCUUUGGCUUCAGUUAUAAUGGGAAUGGCUCCUAUCUUAGGAAAGGUAAGAACUUCCUGUGGAAAGUCUUAUUCAUUAACUCCGGUUAGGGAGGGAUUCAUUAGUUUCUAAUUUGUGCAUGCAAAG